AGAAGAAAAAAUGGGAUGGAGGAGCCUUCUUCUUCUACUUGUUGUGGUUCAUCAUCGUCGUCGUCAAGUUGAAGUGCCAUAAUUUGAUUGAACGUUCAAAAUUCAGCAAAUCUUCGCAUGUUCUCUCUCUACUCCCAUAUCUUGAGAUUGCUACCAUUGCAAUGUCUUGGUUCUUCAAAUCUUUCGAAUCCGACGACCCUGAUUCUUCCCACUCCCACUCCCACUCCCACCUCUCUUCCUCUCCGGAACACUCCCCCUCCACCUCUCCGCCUGCCCUCACACACGACCUCUCCCUCCUCGGCCAAACCCUCACCACCAGAUUUCGCGGCGUUGCCGAAUUUCUGGCACCAUCGCCUGCUACUUCGAUCACCCCCACCUCCUCCGUUGAUUCAUCCGAUGCUCCAUCAUCGUCGCAAUCUCUCCUAGGGAUCCGCAACGAUCUGGUCGAAAUCAGCGGGAGCUUCAGAACCGGCCUUUCCCUUCUGUCCAGUAACAAGGCGGUGAGUGAGAUCUCGAGGCUCGCUUCGAACUUUUUGCUGUUCCAGAACGACGAAGUUAGAGACGAACAAGUUUCGGGAGAGGACGACGACGAUUGUAUUGAUGAUGGUGUGCCUGGGGUCACCGAUGAAGUUGUUGAUUUUGUGUGCGAUAUUUCGGCGCGCCCCGAGCUCUGGAACGAUUUUCCUUUACCACUCGACAACGAUUUCAACAUGUCUGAUGCUCAGAGAGAACAUGCUUCAACCGUUGAGCAUCUAUCCCCAAGUUUGGCAGCUCUUAGAGUUAAACUUCAGAGUUAUAUGAGUGAAGAAAGAUUUUGGAUAAUUUAUUUCAUAUUGUUGCUGCCAAGAUUAAGUGAACAUGAUUUUGGGCUUCUAUCAACUUCCAAGAUUGUGGAAUCAAGAGAUGCACUUUUGCAGAAGCUGCAAAAGAAUGCACAGGUGGAGAAUGACAACAGAAAGACUCUUGAUAAAUCUCAAGAUGGCUGCAUGGCCAGCAAGCCAGAAGGGAAGAAUGUACUAUCUGAGGAAGAGGCUUCAACUGGCAUCAUAAGUGGAGGAGUAGAAAUGGAUGAUGAACAGAAUACUGACAAGUGGUUAGAAGAUGAACCUAUUGAUACAGGCACUACUUUGGGUGCCCAGGAAAAACUUGAACAUGAGGAGGACAUUUCAUUCAGUGAUCUGGAGGAGGAUGAUAAUGAUCUCUCUAAUAGACUAUCAGGCCUUAACUCUGCCGAGGAAACUAAGUCACCCAGAGGAUGCAAUGACUGGGUUCAACUGAAGGGAAGUCCUGAGUUUCUGGUUGGUGGUGGCCAGCAAAAGGCAGUCCACUCAAAUUCUCAUGAUAAAGAUUCGGAAGGUGAGGAGUCGAAUGACUGGCUUACUGUUGAUGAUUUUGAUUAGAGUUUGGUAGUUUGUUUUAUUCCCGAUUUAUUGUGAAGUUUCUAUUUGUUUUUCUUGGGGCUCUGUACAAAAAUUUUCAAUCAAUAGCAUCAAGUUAUUUGUUUUAA
Messenger RNA from Juglans regia (Persian walnut), 1507 nucleotides. RefSeq lists its product as uncharacterized. The record is from RefSeq and is a predicted model, not a curated record. The coding region runs from base 162 to 1400 and encodes 412 amino acids. The transcript is spliced from 3 exons. Lineage: Eukaryota; Viridiplantae; Streptophyta; Magnoliopsida; Fagales; Juglandaceae.